Molecule: messenger RNA, 1341 nt
Organism: Alternaria metachromatica
Lineage: Eukaryota; Fungi; Ascomycota; Dothideomycetes; Pleosporales; Pleosporaceae
Exons: 1
Coding region: 1-1341 (446 amino acids)
Source: RefSeq, a predicted model, not a curated record
AUGUCGGAUAACAUCAAGUCACCUGGCGUCAUGGCUGAGCCUGCACCGGAUGCUGAGAAUGACGCGGCGUCCGUCGCGAGCUUCGAAAAUUCGACCACCUCAACUGAGGAGUUCGAACACGAGCCCUUUGAUACCUUCCAGGUUAAGGCGGGGGAGCUAUGCGCAAAGCUGUGGCCUCAUCUCUCCAAAGAUGCCUUCACAAUCACACGAAUGGAUGGCGGAUCCUAUAACCGCGUCCUCGGCAUUCAGAUUGACGGCUCUCGGCGACAGGCGGGAUGGCUUAUGCGUCAAGCACAAACAAUUCUUCGCACGAUAUGCCCUGGUGUAAUCCGUAAGUCAGAGAUUCGAGAUUACGUCCUGCGUAUACCACGUAUGGAGCAUGCGUGGGUUGAACAUGAGGUCUCGAUCCUCAAGUUUCUUGCGGUGACAAGCCUUCCGGUACCUAGGAUCAAGACCUUCAGCCUCUCGGCGGAGAACCCAGUCGGUAGCCCAUACAUGAUUCAGCCACGUCUUCUGGGAAAGUCUGUGGUUGAAGUCUUUGAUGAGCUGAACACACAACAACGUGUUUCAUUCGCAAAAGAUUUAGGGUGCGCACUAAAGGAGAUGGGCAAGAUUCAAUCCCCGUCUCCCGGUACACUGAAUCCUGACACCAUACUCGCCGGAUCAUCAGAUACCCAGCUUCUCCGCUUACAAUGCCCACCACGAAACGCAUUUCGCGUUUCCGCAGACUUACCGGUACCAUCUACGCCUCAGACUGUGUACGAAUUCUUCAUGUCACAGUUCGCUCGUCAGCGCGCAUACGAUCUAACCCUUCACCGCGACUACCUCAACCCAUGGAAACCCUUUGAGGCCAUCAUCAAACAUCUACAUACAAUGGGUUACCUCAAAGACAACAUCUACGCACUAACACACAUGGACCUGGAGCCCCGGAACAUGCUCCUCCAUGUCACAUCACCCACAACUGCCUCUUUAUCCGCCAUUCUCGACUGGGAUGAGACCGUUUUCGCCCCCGCUUUCACAAACUGCCGGCCGCCAUUCUGGCUUUGGGAUUCCGAAGACGAUGACGCCGAAGAUAUGGAUGAAGCUGACGCUCAAAUCACGCCAAAUGACGCUGAUCGCGCGGCCGUGAAGAAAGCGUUUGAGGAAGGUGCUGGUGAGGAGUAUUGCAAGUGGGCCUAUACGAAGGAGUAUAGGCUGGCGCGAGAUAUCGCCAAGUUGUCUAUUACGGGCUUUUUCUCGGACAUGGACUUUGAUGUCGCUGAGAAGGUUAUCAAGGAGUGGAAUGAAAUGUUCCCACACUUGAAGGUGUGUAAAAUAUCUGACUACCAUGAGGAGGAAUAG